This is a messenger RNA of Pipistrellus kuhlii (Kuhl's pipistrelle), 782 nucleotides long. RefSeq names its product coatomer subunit gamma-2. The record is from RefSeq and is a predicted model, not a curated record. The annotation marks the transcript as partial. Lineage: Eukaryota; Metazoa; Chordata; Mammalia; Chiroptera; Vespertilionidae. Gene Ontology annotation, biological process: intra-Golgi vesicle-mediated transport; intracellular protein transport; endoplasmic reticulum to Golgi vesicle-mediated transport. Gene Ontology annotation, cellular component: endoplasmic reticulum-Golgi intermediate compartment; endoplasmic reticulum; COPI vesicle coat. The transcript has 4 exons. Gene Ontology annotation, molecular function: structural molecule activity.
CCAGUAUACAGUGUGCUUUCAAGUACUACUCUGAAAACAGUGGUGUGUGCUUCGCUUGAUGAUACAGAACCCUGUGCCAAGUGCAGGUGGUGCCCCCUCAGUUAUCAGGGAAACUUUGUGCUUGUGCUGCCCACUGACACUGGUCUGCCUGCUCUUUCUCCUCCAGUUGCCAGCACCUUUAGCUGCACCUUGAAGUUUACUGUCCGGGACUAUGACCCUGACUCGGGAGUUCCAAAUGAGGAGGGCUAUGAGGAUGAGUAUGUGCUGGAAGAUCUGGAAGUGACUGUGUCUGACCACAUUCAGAAAGUUAUGAAGCCCAACUUUGCUGCUGCCUGGGAAGAAGUAGGAGAUACUUUUGAGAAACAGGAGACCUUUGCCCUCAGUUCUACCAAAACUCUUCAAGAAGCUGUCAACAACAUCAUUACAUUCCUGGGCAUGCAGCCAUGUGAAAGGUCAGAGAAAGUUCCCGAGAAUAAGAAUUCCCAUUCUCUCUUCCUGGCAGGUGUAUACAGAGGUGGCUAUGAUUUAUUGGUGAGGGCCAAGCUGGCCUUAGCGGAUGGAGUGACCAUGCAAGUGACUGUCAGAAGCAAAGAGGAAACACCUGUGGAUGUCAUCUUGGCUUCUGUUGGAUAAGUGCUUACUGGGCAAGACAAAGUUGAUGUACUUCACUGUCGGUGGGCUUUAGGCUAAUGGCAUGAAUUUCCCAGAAUCCCGCUUCUAAAGAUUAAUGAUUCUGGAGAAGCUAAUUAAAUGUUUGGCCCUGAGCCAGCAGAUCAAGCAAA